GGGUGAAAACUGUUUGACUUUGACCCUUCAGAAUCAGAAACCAAAAAUCCUUCAAUUCCAGAGAGAAAAAAAAAAAAAAUUCAUAAUAGCAAUGAAUGAAAAAACUGACCCAACUACUACAACUUUGAAAACAGACAGAGAGAGAGAGACGUAUACCGAAGUCUUUUCCAUUCCCCCGAAAAUCCCCAAAACAUAUCCUUCCUCUUCUCUGCUCUUCAUUAUUCUUCAUUAUCCAACCUCUCUCUCUCUCUCUCUCUCUCUCUCUCUGUGCUAAUAUCCCCUUAAAAACCCUCAAUUUUUCUGUAACAAAUAAUUGGGAUUUUGUUUUUACGUGUAUGCUAUUUUUACGUACCUAUCAAAUUUUUUUUUUUUUAAUUUGGUUCCAAUUCGAAACUAUUUAUUGGUUUGUAAAUUUGUUCAUUUUUUAAGAGGAGUUGUAAUCUAUCUCGGAAAGGAAUUCCUUAAUCUCUUCUGUUCUAUUUAUUAUUAUUAAUUUUUUUUUUUGAAAAGCCUUUCUAAACUGGGUUUUGUUUAGACUUGUUUUCCGAAAUCUAUUUUGAUUUGUUUGUGUUUUUUUGCAAAACCCAUAAAAUUUAUAGGACCAGGAUUUAAAGACUAUAGCCUUUUUGGGUGGUUUGGUCCCAAUUAGGAGUUUGUUUUGUGUGUUUAUUACGUAAUUUGGGCGUAUUUAUUCUAGCAAAAUCGAGGCUGAUGGAUACGCUUGUGACGUGAAAUUUGUGAACCGAGUUCAAGGCUUUUUCUGUUUCCGAUUUAAUUUUCUCUGAGGGACAGCCUGGUGUUAUGCUUAAAGCAGAAAUUGGAGAAUCGGGGAUUCUAGUGAUUGGGGUUUUCAUUGCCUUUGUUUUUUGGACUAUUGGGACUAUUAUGAGGAAUAGUAGUGAUGGGCAGCAUCAGCAGAAGAAGAAUUCGCAGGGGCGACCGAACAGUGGGUUUUUACCAAGCUCGUUUCGGACGAUUUCGAGCUAUUUGAGGAUUGUUUCGUCUGGGGCGUCUACGGUGGCCAAGUCAGCUGCCUCUGUCGCUCAAUCCAUUGUGGAUAAAGAUGUUGAUGGUAACAAUGAUCAGGUCCAUUGGGCUGGGUUUGACAAGUUAGAAGAUGAGGGUGAUGUGAUUCGGCGAGUUCUUCUGUUGGGAUAUCGGUCUGGUUUCCAGGUUUGGGAUGUUGAGGAAGCUGAUAACGUUCGUGACCUUGUUUCUAGGCACGAUGGCCCUGUUUCGUUUAUGCAAAUGCUGCCAAAACCAAUAGCAUCAAAGAGGUCAGCGGACAAUUUUGCAGACAGCCGACCUCUUCUGGUAGUUUGUACUGAUGGGACCCUUUCUGGAGCUAGCACCGUUCAAGAUGGGUUAGCUAAACUACACAAUGGGGGCACCACUAGCCACCAUGAUCUGCAUGAUGGUAGUUUCAUGCCCACCAUUGUUCGGUUUUAUUCCCUGAGAUCACAAUCUUACAUUCAUACGCUGAAGCUCAGAUCAGUUGUUUAUUCUGUGAGGUGCAGCUCUCGAAUUGUUGCUAUUUCUCAAGCAACUCAGAUACACUGUUUUGAUGCCACAACAUUGGAGAGAGAAUAUACUAUUCUUACAAAUCCUAUAGUCACAGGUUAUCCUGGUUCUGGAGGUACAGGCUAUGGUCCUCUUGCAGUUGGUCCCAGAUGGCUGGCUUACAGUGGAAGUCCAGUUGCAGUCUCCAAUUCUGGACGUGUAAGCCCGCAGCAUCUAACACCUUCUGAAAGUUUUUCUGGUUUCAAUUCAAAUGGGAGUUUGGUUGCACAUUAUGCAAAAGAAUCGAGCAAGCAACUUGCUGCUGGAAUUGUGACACUAGGUGACAUGGGAUAUAAGAAGUUGUCCAGGUAUUGCUCAGUGCUUCUACCUGAUUCCAAUGGUUCCCUUCAAUCAGGGAGUCCUGGCUGUAAAGUCAAUGGUACUGUUAAUGGCCAUUUUCCUGAUGCAGAUAACGUAGGAAUGGUCGUUGUCAGGGAUAUUGUCAGUAAGUGUGUCAUUGCCCAAUUUAGAGCACACAGAAGUCCUAUUUCAGCGUUGUGCUUCGAUCCUAGUGGGACCCUUUUAGUUACUGCCUCAGUUCAUGGCCAUAACAUAAAUGUUUUCAAAAUAAUGCCUGGACUCUCAGGAAGCUCUUUCAUGGUUGAUGCUGGUACAUCUUAUGCACAUCUUUACAGGCUGCAGCGUGGAUUUACCAAUGUUGUUAUACAGGACAUCAGUUUCAGUAAUGACAGCAACUGGAUUAUGAUAAGUUCCUCGAGGGGGACCAGCCAUUUAUUUGCUAUUAAUCCCUUUGGAGGAUCAGUGAACUUUCAGACUUCAGAUGCUAGUUACAAUGCUAAAAAUAGCGUAUUAGGUGUAAUGACCAAGCCAGCUGUUCGUUGGCCGCCUAACUUAGGCUUACAAAUGCACAAUCAACAGACCAUUUGCGCACCUGGUCCCCCAGUUACACUCUCUGUUGUCAGCAGAAUAAGGAAUGGAAAUAAUGGCUGGAGAGGUACAGUAACUGGUGCUGCAGCGGCUGCUACGGGAAGGUUGGGUUCCCUUUCAGGUGCUAUUGCUUCAUCUUUUCAUUACUCCAAAGGUAACAAUGUUUUAUAUGUGGAUGGCACCACAUUGAAGACAAAGUACAACCUUCUUGUUUUCUCUCCUUCGGGCUGUAUGAUACAAUAUUUGUUGCAAAUAUCAGCGGGUAUAGAUUCAACGACUGUUGUGUCUGGAUUAGCGACAGCUCAUGAAUCUAUUCCAGAAAGUGAUGGAAGGUUAGUAGUUGAGGCAAUUCAGAAGUGGAAUAUUUGUCAGAAACAAAACCGAAGAGAGCAAGAGGAUAAUGUUGACAUAUACGGUGAGAAUGGAACUUCAGACAGCAAUAAGAUAUAUCCUGAAGGCAAAAAGAAAGGAGAUUUUGUUCAUCCUGAAGGUAGGGUUGCAGCUACAGAAGCGAAGAUCAGCCUUGAGGAAAAGCAUAAUUUGUAUAUUUCAGAAGCUGAACUACAAACACAUCAACCUUGUAUUCCAUUAUGGGAAAAACCUGAGAUAUACUUUCAAUUAAUGACAGCAGAGGAGAUAAAAAUGGAUAGGGAAACUGCAUUAGGAGGAGAAAUUGAUGUUGAAAGGAUUCCAACUCGUAUGAUUGAAGCAAGGUCAAAGAAUUUAGUUCCAGUAUUUGACUACCUUCAACAUGCAAGGGUCCCUGCCUUAGAUAGUAACAUUAAUGGGCGUCUGCACCAUCAAAGGUCUGUGCUGUCUGAAAAUAGCAGGCUUUCAUGUAGGAAAAGUGCAGGCUGUCUUGACUCCAUGGCUGAUUGUGCUACUGCAGCUGCCUCACAUCAGAAUGGGGUUGAAGAAACUGGGAGGAAUGGUCCUAGGAUGCCAGUAGUAGCUGCGGGCUUUGUACAUAUUAGUAACCGCCCUAAAACAGAUGCUUGGCUCGAGAAUGUAAAUAAUAGAGACAGCUUAAGAACAGAAGCUCAGCUCAAGUUUGUAAAUAGUAACAAUGCGGGCUCAAAAGUGGAAAAUCAUUUUGAAGAUGAGGGUGAUAAGUUUGAUUAGAGGUGUGCAGCUAUUCUUUUAUUCUGCUGGAAGGUUCAUUAACCAUGUUAAUAUUUAUGGAUGGAAUUGCAAGCGAGUGAGAGGCUCAGAGGCUUGACUGUGAAGCGGAAAUGUGGAUGCUAUAUUUGUUGGGGUUCCAGUCUUCUGUUGACGUUGUAGAUAACAGGCAUAUAUUCACAAUAAUCAGUUGUAAUAUGUAAAUAAACAUAGCAUAACUUAUAUAACUCCUGGUCACUUUUUCUUAUUCUAUUAAAUUAAUUGCAAAUUUCAUGUGUUACAA
Molecule: messenger RNA, 3850 nt
Organism: Hevea brasiliensis (rubber tree)
Lineage: Eukaryota; Viridiplantae; Streptophyta; Magnoliopsida; Malpighiales; Euphorbiaceae
Product: autophagy-related protein 18f
Exons: 8
Coding region: 802-3570 (922 amino acids)
Biological process (GO): autophagy; response to starvation
Cellular component (GO): cytoplasm
Molecular function (GO): protein binding
Source: RefSeq, a predicted model, not a curated record